Triticum urartu is the source of this 1679-nucleotide messenger RNA. The record is from RefSeq and is a predicted model, not a curated record. NCBI's taxonomy places the organism in Eukaryota, Viridiplantae, Streptophyta, Magnoliopsida, Poales, Poaceae.
GUCUCCUCCUGCCUCUCCUCUCAUCCACGCCCCCUCGCCAUCCGUGCCGAGCGACGGAACGAGACGAAAUGGCGCAGUGGGACGCGCUUGUGGAUGGCGCGCUCGCGAGCCUGGCCGCUCGGAGACUGCUGUUCAACACGCGCCUCAUCGCCCUCGCGCCGCCGCCGCCGGCGCCCUCCGAAACCAGCUUCGCCGGACCGGGCCCCUGGGACCGCGCCACCGUCGAGAUCCAGGUCGACCGCACCUCCAUCCAACAAUGGCUCGCCGCAAAUGGCGAGGUGAGCAGCCAAGAAGACGACGAGGCGAGCCGGGAGCUGAUCCUCUUCUCCGGGAACGACUACAUGUGCCUCAGCUCGCAUCCGGCAGUCCGCGAGGCUGCAGUCAAGGCAGCUCAAGAGUAUGGCAUGGGGCCGAGAGGCUCUUCGUUGAUCUGCGGGUACACUACUUAUCACAAACUGGUCGAGGAGUCGCUGGCGAAACUGCAGAAAAAAGAGGUACAGCACGAAACAAAACAGAUAUUAUUACGCUGUUUUAUUAAGUGUUUUCUUCACCUUUACAUCGAUCGAUUUUGGUCACUUCUACAGGAUUGCCUUCUUUGCCCCACCGGAUUCUCCGCAAACACGGCCUUGAUGACCGCACUGGGCAGCAUCAGCUCUCUUCUGGCCGCUGGGAGGAAACCCGCAGAGGAUGAGAGGAUCGCGAUUUUCUCAGACGCGCUGAACCAUGCCUCCACCAUUGACGGGAUCCGCCUCGUGGAGAGGCAGCACCAAGCAGUGGCCUUCGUCUACAAGCACUGCGACAUGUCGCACCUUGAUUUCCUGCUGUCCAGUUGCCCGAUGGAAAAGAAAGUUGUUGUCACGGACAGUCUGUUCAGCAUGGAUGGGGAUUUUGCUCCGUUGCCUCAACUAGUCAAAUUACGCAACAAAUAUGGAUUUUUGUUGGUCGUCGAUGAUGCACAUGGAACGCUUCUUUGCGGCGAGAACGGUGGUGGCAUACCUGAGCUGUUUGGAUGUGAAGAUGACAUUGACAUAUGUGUUGGCUCCUUAAGCAAGGGAGUCGGUUGCCAGGGUGGUUUCAUAGCAUGCAGCACUAGAUGGAAGAGGCUGAUUCUAUCGCGAGGCCGCUCAUUCAUAUUUUCGACAGCCUUGCCGGUGCCCGUGGUUGCUUCUGUGCAUGCUGCAAUCCACGUCUCGAGGAAGGAGAGAUGGCGAAGGUCGGUCAUCUGGGAGCACGUGCAGUAUUUCGCUUCUCUGACCAAACUCAAGGUAACCAGCCCCAUCAUCGUCAUCCUCGUCGGAAGCGAGGAGGCGGCGGUCAAGGCUCACAGGCAUCUUCUGAGAUCUGGAUUUCUCGUCCAGCCAAUCAGACCGCCCGUGGUGCCACCCAACUCAAGCGGGUUUCAAAUUUCGCCUUUUUCCCUUGGCAAAUAUACUGUAUGUGAACCAGAUAGGCAGAGUCUAUUUCAAGAGAAAUUGACUGAUUGUUGAACUACUGGUAGGUUGCGAAUUACUCUUAGCUCAGCUCAUACCUCGGAUGACAUCAGAAGGCUUGUUGACGCGCUCGCUCCCUGGCUCCCGGCUCAACAUGCUGAGCAGGGUUGCGCUUCAGUUUCAAGAUUAUAAUUAUAAGCAACGGACCACUAUUCAUGAUAUAAUAAAGAUAUAAUCGUGUCACCACUA